Saccostrea echinata is the source of this 4775-nucleotide messenger RNA. RefSeq lists its product as uncharacterized. The coding region runs from base 472 to 3072 and encodes 866 amino acids. NCBI's taxonomy places the organism in Eukaryota, Metazoa, Mollusca, Bivalvia, Ostreida, Ostreidae. Gene Ontology annotation, biological process: regulation of transcription by RNA polymerase II; anatomical structure development. Gene Ontology annotation, molecular function: DNA-binding transcription factor activity, RNA polymerase II-specific; RNA polymerase II cis-regulatory region sequence-specific DNA binding. The transcript is spliced from 7 exons. The record is from RefSeq and is a predicted model, not a curated record.
CCAUGCAUAGCAGCUGUUAAUUCAUUGCAUUUUAUAUUUAGCAGGUAUAACUAAAACAAACUGAAUAAAGACCAGCAGUUCUAGAAAAUUUUGUUUGUAUUGUACGCACUCACCUCAUUUUGACGUUCAAAAUUUUUUUUCAAAGGUUUUAGAUGUACUAGGAAUUUCUGAACUUGCCCGGAUUAUUGUCAUGCUCCUUGCUGCAUUCGAGCUUUGAGUGUGAGAUAUUGAUUUUGUGAAGAGAACAUACUGUAUUGAGUUACUGUGAAUUUUUUAUUAUUUUAAAGGAAAUAACAGUAGUACGGGUGUCAAAGUGUGAGGAAGUGAAAGCUGUGAUAUUAGAAUCAGUAACCAUAGACACAUAAACCUUCACCAUGUGGAUCAGGAAGAUGCCAUAACCUAGCUCACUUUGGAACUAGAGUGAUUUUCCCUGAUGAGACAAGAGUUACAUCCCUUGAUGGUUGAUUUGCCAUGAUGACAGCAGAAGUUAUCAACAUCCAGGUCAAGCAAGAAUCCUCAGACAGUAAUCACCAAAACACCACAGCCUCAAAGGGGACAGAGCUGGAAGAAAAUGGUGUGCAGGUAUCUGGGGAAACCACCUCUCAGCUGGAGACAGCACCACCUGCGGUGUUUGUCCAGGCGACAACCACCCAAGACAGUGGCAGUAUCAGCGCUAGUGAACAGUUACAGCGUAUGAUUCAGCAGCAGUAUCUAGUCAACCUCAUCCAGUUUCAGCAGUCCAUGCUGCAGCAGACUGGCCAAGCAAUGCAGCACCAUCAGAAUUUACUCUCAGCCAUUGACUUCACCAAACUGAAUCAGGAAGCCACGGCAACUUCUGAGACCCCAGUCAAUCCGAUUCCAAGUGAAUCUGGUGACAAAGAGAAAAAACAGGCCAAGGUCAACAUAGAAGGUCUACUGGAAAUUGGAUCAGACUCAGAGAAUACUGAAAAUGAGGAUGGAGUUCUAGGAGAUGGGGGUGAUGAUCAUGAAAUGGUGAAGGGUGGCCGAGAGAGAAUCCGACACUCAGUUGGUGGAAGAAAUAUAAACCAGUAUGGCAGAGAGUUUACAAAUGGCCGUCCCCUUCCUGAUCAUUUGAGAGUUCAGAUUCUACAGUUAGCUUUACAAGGCAUUCGUCCCUGUGAAAUCAGCAGGCAGCUACAGGUGUCUCAUGGAUGUGUCAGCAAAAUUCUAAAUAGAUAUAGAAAAACGGGAAGUAUUAACCCAGGACAGAUUGGUGGAAGUAAGCCCAAGGUCACGACCCCUGAUGUGGUCAACUGUGUCCGGCAGUACAAGUUAGAAAAUCCUCAGAUGUUUGCAUGGGAAAUAAGACAGAAACUGCUUGGAGAUGGGAUUUGUAAUGAGAAGAAUAUACCCUCCAUCAGUUCAAUAAACAGAAUUAUCCGUGACAAAGCCAUUCUUCAGAGACGCUGCAUCGAGGGAAUUCCAGUUGUUGACUCAGAUGAUGGUGAAGCAGAUGAAUUGACUAUAGAUCCAGAACACUUGAAGCAUUUCAUGAUAGUACCAAAUCUAACCCCUAAUGCCAGCGAGAGCCAAACUGUCAUUCCUAUUCAGACAAUCUCCAGCAUCCCAACUGAUGCUCCCCAGACGGUUGUCAUACCAACUGUGAGCAUGCCCAGUCAGAGCUUGAUGACAUCAGCAUCUCCUCAAUCUCCAAGUUCAACAGUUGUUACUUAUCAGGUGACUUCACCAUCACAGCCAGCUUCUACUGCGGUACCUACAAAUUCACAGAAAAAUCAAGAAACGGAGGCAUAUGACAUAGAAAAAGAACAGGAGACAGCAGUGUCCUUCAUACAGGAAUCCUCCAGUGAUGAUGGAGAUUCCUCAAAAGGUCAUGAUAUCAAGGUCAUUCAGUUGGAAUAUAACAAUGAUGAACAAAAUAAAGUAGGAUCUGGCUCAGAAAAGACUGAUGUGUCUACAGCUGACACUAGCAGGCAAAACAACCUGCAGGCAGUUCUGUCCCACUUGAUUUCUACACAAGCCACUACUAUGUUGAGAGAGGAGGAUCCUAAACAAGUGACAGAAGCAAAGAAAAAGUCUCCACAGGUCUCACCACCUUUGACCAAAGCAGACAUGCCACCCCCAUACAGUGUAGCUGUGGGACCUUUAUAUGCAACCAUUCCAAUGUACAGCCCCUCAAUAAUGAAAUCCACACCAACAAGUACAACAUCCACAAGUAGUACAAAACAGUCAAAAGGGAAAUCCAAAGCUGUGAAAGCAGAAAACAGUGGAGAGCAUCAAGGCAGGAAAUCCAGAUCACAACAGAAUUCCACAUCUCCAGGAUUUGUAUCUGGAGCUGGAUUUUAUGACUACUCUCUCCCAGAUAGAGGAUUGGGAACUUGUCCACCCGCUCCUAGCAGACCAUCCCCUCCCCAAGCAGGAAAAAUGGUGGGUAUGGUCAGUGGAUGGCCUUUUUCUCCAUCACCAAUGCAGCUCCCUAUACCCAGUCCAACUUCAUCAGAGAAGAGUCGAACUUCACCUCUGGACCUUUCAUCAACUCCUCUAAAAGAGGUCCAAAAGUCACCUGGUUUGAGUUCUGAGAAAACAGACUCGAUGGCAAGUUCUUCAAAACUUCCUCCUACUACCGAUCAUAGCAAGAAGCAGCAUAUUGCAGAAAACAAAACAGCUCCUGAGGCAGAGCCUACUAAAACAACCAUUGCUCACUAUGACAAAAAUGUCUUAAUCUUUGGAGAAAAUGCAGUGGAGAUCAUCUCAGUUGGAAACAACAAGUGGAUUGUUCGAAAUGAGGAAGAACUCUGUCAUGUUGCUACUGGAGAGGUGAUGAAGAAGAACAAAACAGGAGAAACUUCUCCAUUGGUGCAAGUGAAAAGACUAUCCACAGAGGGUCCUAGUGAUGGAGGAAUGCUAAAGGUUCCCAAAAUUAGUGUAGUGGACUCUUUACAUACAAAAGGUGCUAAAAAAUCUCCACAAACAGUUGUGAAUGGUACAAAUGCCAAAGACUCUGCUAAAGUGGAUGGAAGUGGAGAGCAUAUAGAUGACAAUAGAAACAGCUGUCCAGUGCUACAAAAAAUGUUGAAGCCGGUUGGUCAGUGAUGAUAGCAUUUUAAAGGAACAUUUGUAGCUUCAUUUGCUUCUGUUGUAGUAAAGAUGAAUUUCCGAUUGUGAAAUCACGGAGAAGAUUAUGGAACUUAAUAGUGACAGUGUUCAGUUUUCUGUUUGUUAGAUGAAAAUUAUCAUCAUAAUGUCUACAAAGUUAUGUUGUUAUUUGAAAAUGUGUUUUGAUAAUUUUUCUUUUAAAUGAGUCGUGUAGUGUAGGUAUUUAUUAAAUAGUUUAGGUAGUGUGUUUUCAAAGUUUUAAUUCUAGUUGUACUCAUAAUGUGUUUUGGUGCUUGCAUGUAAAAAAUACUGGUAGAUAUGAACCGGUAGCUUUGUAUUAUUAUAUAAUCCCAAUCUUUUGAUUUGCCUCUGUCCAGAACUUUUAAUCCAUGUUUGAAGUUUGCCAUAAUUUGUAAACCACAACAAUAAAAAGAUCUGUUUGAUUUCCACUGUAGAGGUUAUCUCCCUUUUGAGAUGAUGUUGCUAUCUUGGUUGAUAUACACAUUUUAAUAACAUAUGAUAUGUAAAUAUGUAAUUUAUUGACUUGAUUUUAUGCCAAACAAAUGACAAUCAUGUGAAUGUUUUUUUAUUUCUGCAUUAUAAACAUGUUUAUAUUUGAGUCAGUUGACAAAAGAGAAAAUUGUAAAUCUUAAAUGAAUUGGAUAACUUUUUAAAGAUCAUUUGACAUACGAGUUUUCCUGGUACAUUAAUUAAAUUGUAGGUGUGAAUGCCUUGAUGUUUUUUUUACUGCAUUACUUACAAAUCCAAUUUUUUUCUGCAUGUUUUAAAAAAGGUAUAACUAUUAUGUUCAUAGUCUGAGUUACUACUGUAGACUUGUUCUGAAAUUUAAAGAAGGCUUUGAGUCUCCUGGACAAUACAGAUGUCAAACGAACUAAGUUGAACUUUGACCUAUGAUCACACACUUCAUGUUCAAAUGGAAAAGUACAUAUGUCGCAGAACUGUUUUGAACCUUCAUGUUAUCGAUCAAAGCUACGGUAUGUCAUAAGGACUCGUGCUGUGAUGAAUGGAUAUAUUGUCUCAGAUAAAUUGUGAUUUAAGAAAGAUAUAUGCUUUGAUACAAUGUAUCAUGAUCUGAAUAACCCUCACGUUUGUUUGCAUAAAUAGGAUUUAUUUGUAACGAGAACUGCCGACUGACUAGAGAGAGAUCAAGUGUAUUUGUUGUGAUGUUGUGUUAGAUGUGAGUUGUCAUUUUUGUUUGCUAUCUUGUAUAUUAAUGAUAAAUAUAUAUAUAUUUGUUGUUGAUGGAAAUACACUCUUUUGAUGGGGCAAUUGUGUUGUUAGAUAAAUGUUUUUAAAUUUUGUGAAUUUUAAAGUUAUCCAAAUUUAUGUAGUUAUUUUGUUUUUUUUGAAAGGGAAAAUUCUUAACAAUAGAAGGUUUAUUUUCUCUGAAGGAAGUUAUCAGAGGUGUGUCUUCUGAGUAGCUUCCCUUGUCUUAAAGAAGCUUCAAAUUUGAAUUCCAGAUAUUUGUUAUUCUACAAAAUUAUCAUGCCAUUUUGUUUCACCUUACAAAUUUCAGUAUUAUGGAGAUAGCAUUGAUAGAGCUGUAAACUAAACAUUGUACAAUGUAUGAUUCAUGCUUUAUUAUGAGUAUUUAUACUGUCAGAUUCUCACAACAUCUGUAUCGCCUUGGAUGGCGGCAUGUUAUAUCUAUUCUGUUUGGAAAUCAUUCUUUAGACUGU